Molecule: messenger RNA, 1222 nt
Organism: Ipomoea triloba (trilobed morning glory)
Lineage: Eukaryota; Viridiplantae; Streptophyta; Magnoliopsida; Solanales; Convolvulaceae
Product: cytokinin riboside 5'-monophosphate phosphoribohydrolase LOG8-like
Exons: 7
Coding region: 353-916 (187 amino acids)
Biological process (GO): cytokinin biosynthetic process
Cellular component (GO): nucleus; cytosol
Molecular function (GO): hydrolase activity, hydrolyzing N-glycosyl compounds
Source: RefSeq, a predicted model, not a curated record
AUAUAUUGAUUUCAUUGGAGCAAUACCCAGAUUGUCUUUUACCUCUCUUGUCGUCUUGUUUUAUCUUCUAAACUCUAUAAAAAAUUUUCUUUCUUUUCACACACUCCCCAAAUAUCAAAUUAAUAAAUAUGCACUCAAACAUAGAAAGAUUGUGCUCAAACUCAAAGGUGGAGUUGGCUUAGAGAUAAAGUGGAAAGCUUUUUAGUUUUUACUGUUUUCUUGAGGGAGAGAGGGAGGGAUUGAAUUGUGAGUUGUGAGAGAGAGAGUUGAAUGGAGGGCAAUAGAAGAAGCAAUUUCAGGAGAAUUUGUGUGUUCUGUGGGAGCAACUCAGGCCACAGAAAAGUCUUCAGUGAUGCUGCUGUUGAGUUGGGGAAUGAAUUGGUUGGUCAAUGUAAGUAGGAAGAUAGACUUGGUCUAUGGUGGUGGAAGUAUAGGUUUGAUGGGUUUGAUUUCCAGAAAAGUCUAUGAUGGAGGGUGUCAUGUUCUUGGGGUGAUUCCUAAAGCACUGAUGCCUGUUGAGAUAUCGGGUGAAAGUGUUGGGGAUGUCAAAAUCGUUUCUGAUAUGCAUGAGCGUAAAGCUGAAAUGGCUCGGGAGGCAGAUGCGUUUAUAGCACUUCCAGGAGGAUAUGGAACCAUGGAAGAGUUGUUGGAAAUGAUAACGUGGGCACAACUCGGGAUUCAUAAAAAACCGGUUGGUUUGCUCAACGUUGAUGGGUACUACAAUUCUUUGCUGGCGUUAUUUGACAACGGGGUCGAGGAAGGUUUCAUCAAGCCACUUGCUCGCCACAUUGUGCUGUCUGCUCCCAAUGCCAGAGAGCUCUUAAACAAGAUGGAGCAAUACACUCCUUGCCAUGACCAGGUUGUCCCCCGUGAAAGCUGGCAGACGGAGCAGCUCGAUGGGUUGCCACAGGAAUAAGUUUCGUGCUCAACUUAGGCCUACAAGUAGAACGAUCUCGGUGUGAUUGGUAAUCAUUUUAAGUGAAUAUAAUGGACGAGAGUCUGCUUAGGUGGUUCGGGUUCCACAUAAAUGCAUAACCAUCUUGUCUUGUCAUUCUUUGUGGUUUGCAUCCCACUAGUAUAGAUUCAUCAUCCCCGCUGUUUUGCACCAUAAACCCGUGGUUUUAUAAGUUAGUAGUAAUUUCGAUGAAUUAUUAUGCACUCAUCAUCUUAUCUGUAAGUGUGUCUGAUGCUUCCUAAUGCAAUCAACUAUUCAAAAUCUCAA